AUGAGUACUACUAUAAAGAAUCCGGGAAUACCAACCACGGUUCGUAUUCCUGGGGGUAUGUUCCCCGGUUGCAUUGUAAAAUUCAAAGGUAGCACUCCUCAUGCAGCAAAGAGGUUCGGGAUAGAUUUCCAGUACAACAAAGACAUCGCUUUUCAUUUCAAUCCUCGUUUCACGGAUAGCUUUAUUGUACGCAACCAUUACAUUUCUGGAGUGUGGGGCAAUGAGGAGACCUCCGGAGGCUUACCAUUGACACGUGGAUCCCCAUUCGAAAUCGUUUUCGUUUGUCAUUAUGAUCGUUUUAAGGUGAUGCUGAACGGAGAACACUUCACCGACUUCAUCCACCGUGUUCCGUUCCAUAGGAUCACCCAUAUCGAUGUGGGACAAGACGUCAUCAUAGAUGAAAUUGACUUCGAAGGAACCCCACCACCGACGGACUACCUUACUGAGCAUACAAACGAUGCUGAGGAAGUCUGCGGUAAGUAG
Spodoptera littoralis (African cotton leafworm) is the source of this 483-nucleotide messenger RNA. The record is from the annotation of a GenBank genome assembly. Lineage: Eukaryota; Metazoa; Arthropoda; Insecta; Lepidoptera; Noctuidae.